This is a messenger RNA of Brassica napus (rape), 1310 nucleotides long. RefSeq names its product E3 ubiquitin-protein ligase SIRP1-like. Gene Ontology annotation, molecular function: ubiquitin protein ligase activity. The transcript is spliced from 2 exons. NCBI's taxonomy places the organism in Eukaryota, Viridiplantae, Streptophyta, Magnoliopsida, Brassicales, Brassicaceae. Bases 186 to 1115 code for a protein of 309 amino acids. Gene Ontology annotation, cellular component: cytoplasm. The record is from RefSeq and is a predicted model, not a curated record. Gene Ontology annotation, biological process: protein ubiquitination.
GAAAUCCAAGAAGAAGGAUCUGGAACCUAUCGGCCUUCUCCUCCUUUCCUCUCUCUCUAUCUAUAUAAUCCCACAAAAACCUAAACCCUUUCUUUGGGUUUUAUUAGCUUUAAAAAUCAGAGAUUCCAUCUGCUCUUGACGAAGAAGAUUCCAAGGGUUCUUAGGAGGAAUCAAUCAAUCAAACCAUGGAAGAAGAAGAAGCUGCAGUUGCAUACUGGUGCCACAUGUGCUCUCGAACUGUGGAUCCACUAAUGGAAGCUGAGACCAAAUGCCCCUUUUGCGCUAGUGGCUUUGUUGAAGAGAUGGCCGAGGAACAAGAACAAGAACACUCUCCAAUUACCAAUUCUCUCUUGGCUCCCAUCUUGAUGCAAGUCAUCAAUGAAUCUUCCCUCCGCACAAGCAACCAAAGUGUUGAUGAAGAUGCUCAAACCGAAUCUGGAAACGAUGUGGAUUCUCAGCUCCAAGAGAUUCUCAGGAGGAGAAGGGCAAGACGUUCCGUUUCCGUUAUGCCAUUACUUGAUGGUGAUGGUGAUGGUGACAGAGAGAGAGGAAGCUUGAUCGUGGUCUCUGGUGCUUCUUUGAGUGAGUAUUUCAUCGGUCCUGGCUUCGAAGCCCUGCUUCAGCGUUUAACAGAUAACGAUCCCAACAGAUACGGAACACCUCCUGCUCAAAAAGAAGCUGUUGAGGCUUUGGCUAGCGUCAAAAUCCUGGAGCCUACUCUGCAGUGUUCGGUUUGUUUGGAUGAAUUUGAGAUUGGGGUGGAAGCCAAAGAGAUGCCUUGUGAGCACAAGUUUCACGGCGAAUGCUUGCUCCCGUGGCUCGAGCUUCAUAGUUCCUGUCCGGUUUGUAGGUACGAGUUACCUUCGGACGAGACAAAGACGGAGACUGCAAGAACACAACCAAAUGGUGACGGUGGUGGAAGUGAGUCUUCUUCUUUUUCAAGCAUCCAAGAAGGAAGUGAGAAUAGCGAUGGAAGUCACCACCCUGAGGAGGAGGAGGAAGAGGACAGCGAUGAUGAUGGUGAUGAUGGGGUUGAAUUCUCAAUCCCGUGGCUGCUUAGCAGCUUGUUCUCGUCAUCCCAAGACAGCAGCAAUCCAUCGAGUGGUACACACUGAAAACAAAAACAACGAAAGCUUUUGAUAUGGUCAUGUAGCCACUUAACCUGUUUUGCUUUUAUGGUCUGUACAUAAGCUUCCCAGACUUGGUUGAAUGCUCUCUAGCUACCACCCUUUGGUAAACAAAAAUCUAUGAGUUUGUGUUUAGUCCCCAAACUUUAUGGUUGGUUUACUUAUAACGCUUCAUUAUAUCUC